This is a messenger RNA of Pleurotus ostreatus (oyster mushroom), 468 nucleotides long. RefSeq lists its product as uncharacterized. The transcript has 4 exons. NCBI's taxonomy places the organism in Eukaryota, Fungi, Basidiomycota, Agaricomycetes, Agaricales, Pleurotaceae. The record is from RefSeq and is a predicted model, not a curated record. The coding region runs from base 1 to 468 and encodes 155 amino acids.
AUGGCAGACGUGGAGAUCGAUAACAACCCAGCCUCCGAGCUCGCUGCAGCAGUUGCGGCGUACAGCACAUACCCUUUUGGCACCGAUGAAGAAUUUCAGCAAGGCCUGAAUAGCUUGAUGGCUGGCGGGGCUCUGGUCGGGAAGACGGACGAGGAGAAGGCCGACGUCGUUCGGCUGGCGCAGAUAUUCUACUUCAACCGAAAGACAAGCAAUAAUAUUACCGUAGACGCCGUCCGCAAUUACGAGCAGGCCCAUGCCGUGAAGCCUCCAGUCACCCCCGAAUCGGAUUCUAACGAGCCUCGCGUCCUGUCAUUCGCAGAGCUACAGGAACUAAUCCAAUCGGGCAGAGUCGAUGAGAUUCCGAACAACAGAAUCAUCCCCGAUACAUUGAAUGAGGCACCCCCUUCCGAAUCCAAAACUCCCGCGAAAUUGAAACCAUGGGAGAAGGAAGCGAGCACCGAUGUAUAA